Messenger RNA from Microbotryum saponariae, 156 nucleotides. The record is from the annotation of a GenBank genome assembly. NCBI's taxonomy places the organism in Eukaryota, Fungi, Basidiomycota, Microbotryomycetes, Microbotryales, Microbotryaceae.
AUGUCGGACCUCAGCGUUGCUACGACACAAUCGAGCCCGAUGAAGUCGAGCCCCUCAGUGUCGAUGACGGCCACGGCGGAAGCGAGGGAGCACCAGCUCUUCGCCCAUAUGGGCAAACCUCGACAGUCAAAGGCGAUGGACACAUAUUUUUUUUGA